UAGUGAAACGUUACGGUCGGCCAACUCAUUUUCCUCGUUCAAACCCGGAAGUUGUUUGUCUGUCUCGCUCUGGCUGGAAGCUGGAAGCUGGAGAGCAACUCCGACACCUGCAACCUCUCCAGUUUGUUGGAUAAAGCCACUGAGCACACUGUCUCCCGAGGUGUGUGUGUGUUUGAAUGUUGGUAAGUUGUGUGCGUGUGUACUGAGUGUGUUUUGGGGUGAUGUACUGUAUGUACCAGGAUCGGGAGGCGUUGGAGGAUGAUCUCUACCGAGACGAUGAAGGGGACUCUGAGGGGUCAGAGGCCAACAGUGAGCUGGAGUUCCGCCUUUAUAGCCAGCUCCACUACUCUUCUAAUGCUGGGGAGAUGGAGGAGCAGGAGGAUGGAGGAGAGAAGGCGGAGGGCCAGGACAGCCAGCAGCUUGAGGUGACGGAGACUGCCGAUGCUGACGGAGUACAGGAACACACUGGAGAAAGUAGGCCUCCGUCACCUAAUUUGAGCAAGUUACUGCAACACCUGAAGAAGAAGAGAGAGAAGCAUGAUAAACAGAAGAAGGGGAAAAAUAACCCGAAAGGUCAGAGGUCGUCGUCAUCACUUUUUGAGGAGGUCAUCGUGAUUGACUCCAGCCCCGAUGUCAUCUCUAUCUCUGAGGAUGACACUGCUGAUGAUGAUGAAGGGGUCUGUGCCUUGAAGGGUCAAGGCUUACAGCGGCUGCAGACUUCCACCCCGGCCCAACAGAGAACCCAGAAAAGGAAGAGGAGUCUCAGUGUGCCAGUGACUGUGGACUCCAGCAGCUCAGAAUCUGAUUCAGAAGAGUCGGAAUCAAAGUCUGAGUCUAAAUCGUCUGAAUCAUCUGAUUCUUCUGAUUCUGAUGGUCUGGAGAACUGGAUGAUCCUAGGUCCAGGGAACCAGGAUGGAGACCAGUCCAUCUCACUCAACCUUGAGGGAGGGUCUGACAGCAAUGCAGAUGUUGAAGACGAAGCAGGCAGCUGGUUGGUUUCUCACAAAGACAUGGAGGCUCAGAUCUACAACAGAGACAAAGGUGCCAGGAUAGCGAUGCAGCGGGUGUCAAACAGAUACUAUACUGACAAGAACGUCCAGUGUCGAAACUGCAACAAAACCGGACAUCUAUCCAAAAACUGCCCCGAGCACAAAAAGUUAUCGUCCUGCUUCCUCUGUGGCACUCCAGGCCACUUGGUCAGUGAAUGUCCCAAUAAGCACUGCAACAACUGCGGCCUGCCUGGGCACCUCUACGAUUCCUGCAAAGAGAGAGCGUACUGGCACAAACAGUGCCAUCGCUGCAGCAUGACGGGGCACUUCUUUGACGCUUGUCCAGAGAUCUGGAGACAGUAUCACAUCACGACUAAAACAGGUACUCUUAUAAAACAGCGGGGAGAAGACCAGGGUCGAACCCCUGCCUACUGCUACAACUGCUCCAGGAAAGGACACUUUGGCCAUGCGUGCACACGGCAGAGGAUGUUCAAUGGGACGUAUCCCAGCACCCCAUUCAUCAACCACUACGACACCGUGGAGGACAUCAACCGCAGACAACACAGGAUAAAGUUGAAGGUUAAAGAACUGAAGAAAAAUGGCCUUUUCCCUGCCAGUUCUCAGACCCCUCUCUCUCCAGGACAGCCAAAGAAGAAACAGAAAACCAGCCAUCACAAAAACAACCACCAGCCUAACCAUAUACCUCACCAAAGCUCCAACAACCACAAACCCAGCCCAAGUCAUAUAUUUUUUAAUGACGACAAUGACUUUAAGACCCCAGCUCGCAAAACAAAUAAGUACAAACAACAGGAAAGCACUGGCAAUGUGAAACCGUGGAAACCCAAGAGACCAGUGCCCACCUCGAGAAACCAACCAACUAAACUAAUUUUGGAUGAAGCAGAUGACUUUCCCAGAGGCGGAGGCAAAGGAGAGUACAUAGAAAAGAAGAGGAACAGGAUGAAGAAAACGAAGCAAGCUCGUUCAGUGGCACCAGAAGGACACAGAGACAGCAGACCAGACCGUCUCUUUUGGACUGUAACUGGAGAGAUGCAGGGGUCAAAGCAAGAGAAAGGAGAGAAGAAGAGAAAGAGGAGAAAUCGAGCCCGCAGGAUUGCUGACAAAAAACUUGAUGCACAGAUGUAUCCAACCGAUGAGAACCUGUUUAUCAUCAAACAGAGGAAACGCCACAGAUAGCAUCAGUUUGUGUGAGGUGUGGGUGUCAGGGGCUGUCAGGGCUGUGAUCUUUGACCAGCACCUACAGUAUGUCUUCCUGACAUUUAGGGACUUGUCAGACUUCUUGUUGACUCAGGUCUCACUGCAAAACAGUGUUGCUUCAGGGGGUUCAUGUUUCACGUUUUGACAUGUCACUGUAGGAAAGCACAGGUGUAAAUAAUAAAAUGAAUGGCUGAAUGUAUUUGCUUCAGUUUCAGGGUCUUGGUAUUGUGCAUGCUGGCCCACCUACACACUUUCAUGAGAGAGCCAUUGUUUAAUUUAACUAUCAGUAAAAGUGAUGGGGGACAAGAUUCACAGUUUUGUGCAAAAAUGUAUUCAGAAGUUUAGCUGAGUAAUAUGAGGCUUCAGCAGUCUGAGUUAGACAAACCAAGUGGAUAUCUUUCAGAGUUACUGUCUUUUUAGUACCUUUUUUUGUUUCAACCCUUCCACUACAGCUCAACAAGGAAACACUGGCCAGGGAAACAAAAGGAGGGAUUUUUGUACUGAAGAAACAUUGGAAGAUACUCAUUUGAUUUGUCUAACUCAGACUGCAGAAGCCUCACAUUACUUUCAGAUAAACUUUUGAAUAUAUUUUUGCACAAAAUGUGGAGUGCAGAUUUUUUUGCCCCAUCACUUCAUUGUAAGCCCUUAGGGAAGGGAUCUUUAAUGUCCAGUAUGAACAGGAGGGAUUAUUACAGCAAGUAUGUGGGCACCUGAUUAUUGUUUUAAGAGAGCCUUGAAAAUUUGGGAACCUAAUGCUAGUAGUUCCACCUGUGCUUUCUCUACUAUUGACAAGUCAAAAUGUCUGCUGUGAAAAAGGUCUAUUGUGUUUGAUACUGUAGUCUGAGCUGCUUUUUCACAGUUUGUGGUCAGUGUGAUACUUACAGCCCCAAACAGUGGCAUCACUUCAUGACAUUUUCACAUCCAAGUCACUGAUAAUAUAUUUGCAGAUGGACAAUGUUCUACGAGAACCCAGAUAAGAGUUCAUACAGUCAGUUCAGUAAUUAUAUAAGGUAACAAAUAAUUUCCACAGUUCUGAGCAUUUUCAAUUAAACAGGAUGACUUGCAUUACUGAUAGGCAUAAAUAAAAGGCGAAUCAGUUAGUUGCAUCAACCUACAAUAUUUUUAGAUGUGAUGGUUAAAAUAGGUCUAUUAAUGUCAUUGCUAUCGUAUUCUUUCAUUUCUUUGUUAACAAUAGUUUCUGCACAUUGCAAUUUUUGAAUUAAAAACAGACUGCUCUUUGAAGUACAGUAAGAUAACUUCCUAGUGCCUUUGCUCUGAACACAGUUUUAAAGUUGUUGCUGCUGUUUGCAGUUGGAACCAAAGGAUAGUGCGUUUUUAAAAAAUACUCGAAAUCAUUGUGGUUUUUUUUUCCACUUAGAACUGAAGGGAUGCCUUUUUUCUAUAUAAUUAAUGUGUAAAUUAUCUAAAUAUAUGGAAAUACUGUAAAUACGUCUAUUACAUAUGUUUGAUGCAAAUAGUCACUUCACCAGUUCUGACAGUAUUAACUUUUAACCAUCUACUAUUUAAAUUCAAGUGUACAUGGUUUUAUUUGUUAUGAAUGUUACAUGAUGAAACCUUAAUAACAUAACAUGAAAGAAUGUGUGAAGGUUCCUUGAUGACAUGAAUACUGGCUACCCUGAAGUCUCUGGGAUAAAUAAAACUGGAAUCUGCUGUUUGACUUCCAGGAAGAGAAAUCAGUUGCAUGAGUUGUGUGCUUCAUCUAAGACAUGUACACACUGGUUUAUUCAGUAACUUUUAAACUGUUCCAUAAUCAUGGAGAUGAUCCAUUAAAAUGAUUUGGUUCCAGUC
This is a messenger RNA of Siniperca chuatsi (mandarin fish), 4013 nucleotides long. RefSeq names its product zinc finger, CCHC domain containing 7 (gene zcchc7). The transcript is spliced from 10 exons. The record is from RefSeq and is a predicted model, not a curated record. Bases 222 to 2183 code for a protein of 653 amino acids. Lineage: Eukaryota; Metazoa; Chordata; Actinopteri; Centrarchiformes; Sinipercidae. Gene Ontology annotation, molecular function: nucleic acid binding; zinc ion binding.